CCCGCGAUCCCGCACGAAACAGAAAACGGCAGCACGCCGACUCGCGCCGCCGCCGCCGCUAUCACCAUCGUCCCUUCCUCCGGCACGUCAGCCGCCAUGGGCAAGCGUUGGCUCCCCCUCGAGGCCAACCCCGAGGUCAUGAACCAGUUCAUGUGGGGAUUAGGGGUCCCCGCGGAGGUGGGGUUUUGCGACGUCUACGGUCUCGACGACGAGAUGCUUGCAAUAGUGCCACAGCCCGUGCUCGCCGUCAUCUUGCUUUACCCUCAGGAUCGGAAGAAGGAAUCCGUUGCUUCAACCUCCUCCACGGUCGAGAGCAAGAAGUUCAACAACAAUGUAUACUUUACAAAGCAGACUAUCGGUAAUGCCUGUGGAACAGUUGGAAUUAUUCAUGCAAUAGGGAAUGUUGUAUCCAGAAUCAAGCUUGCUGAGGGAUCAUAUUUUGAUAGAUUCUACAAACAAACAGCUGAUAUGGACCCUAGCCAGCGUGCUGCGUUUCUUGAGGAGGAUGAAGAAAUGGAAAAGGCUCAUUCUGUUGCUGUUACUGCUGGUGAUACAGAGGCCAAGGAUGGGGUAAUCGAACAUUACGUAUGUUUCUCCUGUGUUGAUGAUGAAAUUUUUGAACUUGAUGGAGGAAAUUCGCAGCCUAUCUCCCAUGGCCCUUCCUCUCCUGAUAGCUUGUUGCAGGACGCUGCAAAAAUCAUCAAAGCUAGGAUUGCGGCGUACCCCGAGUCACUCAAUUUCAAUGUUAUGGCUCUUUCAAAGCAGUGACGAUAUAUACCCCUUGGUUAGCACUCAUCCGAGUUUUAAAUUUCCAGUUUGCAGUAGUCUUGUUUGAUGAACUCCCAAGUCCUAACGUAGCAGUGGUUUAGUACGUACGUUACGUUUCUAUUCGACCAUAGAAAAGUUUACGAGAUUCACUAGAAUUUUCAAUGUUGAAAUCUACCUGACAAUAUUUGGCUCGAGCUAUAUAUCUCAAAUAAUGGUAGCA
Messenger RNA from Oryza brachyantha (malo sina), 988 nucleotides. Its product is annotated as ubiquitin carboxyl-terminal hydrolase 3-like. Bases 97 to 768 code for a protein of 223 amino acids. Gene Ontology annotation, cellular component: cytoplasm. Gene Ontology annotation, molecular function: cysteine-type deubiquitinase activity. Gene Ontology annotation, biological process: ubiquitin-dependent protein catabolic process; protein deubiquitination. Lineage: Eukaryota; Viridiplantae; Streptophyta; Magnoliopsida; Poales; Poaceae. The record is from RefSeq and is a predicted model, not a curated record. The transcript has 9 exons.